Messenger RNA from Paramisgurnus dabryanus, 4194 nucleotides. RefSeq names its product RAD23 homolog A, nucleotide excision repair protein b (gene rad23ab). Lineage: Eukaryota; Metazoa; Chordata; Actinopteri; Cypriniformes; Cobitidae. Gene Ontology annotation, molecular function: polyubiquitin modification-dependent protein binding; ubiquitin binding; damaged DNA binding. Gene Ontology annotation, cellular component: nucleoplasm; cytosol. The record is from RefSeq and is a predicted model, not a curated record. Gene Ontology annotation, biological process: proteasome-mediated ubiquitin-dependent protein catabolic process; nucleotide-excision repair.
UUGCAUUUACUAACUUUAAACCCAACACACUUCUAGCGUGAAAUGUGUGCUGUCCAACCUAACAAGUAGAUGGCGUCUUUCCACAACAACAUCUCCAGCAGGACCAUCAUCAUCAUCAUCCUCCUCAUAUCCAGGCAGCAGAAGACAGCUGAGUCACAUCUCCACGCGCUCUCAUCGCGGACGCUCACUACACGGAUCUCGCGUACGGACACGAUGAUCACGGUCACGCUGAAAACCCUGCAGCAGCAGACGUUUAAAGUGCAGAUAGACGAGGAGCUGACGGUUAAGGCUCUUAAAGAGAAGAUAGAGGAAGAAAAGGGGAAAGAUUCAUUUCCAGCUGCUGGUCAGAAACUAAUAUAUGCAGGUAAAAUAUUAAAUGAUGAUAUACCUCUAAAAGAAUACAAAAUAGAUGAGAAGAACUUUGUGGUGGUGAUGGCUUCAAAGCCUAAACCGGCAUCACCUCCACAAGCUCCUCCUGCGCCCCCGGUUGCAGUUAGCAUCCCUCUCCCAGAACUCCCCGUUCUUCUGCCAUCACCUCCCGUAGCUCCACCUGCAGCCUCCGCAGUGCCUGUAUCCACUCCUGCUCCUGAUCCUGUAGAACCAGCUGCAUCAGUUGAGCCGCCUGCUCCGGUCGUCGCAUCGCCCCCUGUGGUCCCAGAUGUCGGUGCAGAGUCAUCUGAGCCGGCCGGUGUGACUCCGGCUCCGGUAUCUGAGGAAGCCAACCAGGCAGCCCAAGAUGAACUGGCCAUCGCCCAGUCAGUGGCCAGUAUUACAGAUGAAUUGGGUUUGCUAGAAGCAGCUGCUUCAAUUCUAGUUACAGGACAAGCGUAUGAGAAUUUGGUGACAGAGAUCAUGUCGAUGGGUUAUGAGAGAGAACAGGUGAUCGCUGCCUUACAAGCCAGUUACAACAAUCCAGACCGGGCAGUUGAAUAUCUGCUUAUGGGUAUACCGAUAGUAUCUGAGCAGCCACCCCAAGAAAUGGUGCGACCCGCCCCUGUCUCUAACCCCACCCCUGUCUCUAACCCCGCCCCUGUGUCUAACCCCACCCCUCCAGCACCACAGCGACCUCAGCCGCCACCUGCUGCAGCCGGUGCAGAACCCAGAUCUGCCCCGGCAUCCGGAAACCCCCUGGAGUUCCUCAGGAACCAGCCGCAGUUCCAGCAGAUGCGACAGAUCAUCCAGGAUAACCCUGCCCUCCUACCUGCCCUGCUGCAGCAGUUGGGUCGAGACAACCCGCAACUCCUGCAGCAAAUUACGCAGCACCAGGAGCGGUUCGUGCAAAUGCUGAACGAACCGCAUGCCGAGGAGGGAGCUGCAGAAGCUCAAAGCGUGCCACAGACGAACUACAUCCAGGUCACGCCGCAGGAGAAGGAAGCGAUCGAGAGGUUAAAAGCCCUGGGAUUUCCGGAGGGACUCGUCAUUCAAGCCUAUUUCGCCUGUGAGAAAAACGAAAACCUCGCCGCGAACUUCCUGCUCCAACAGAACUUUGACGACGAAUGAACGCUGCUACUUGACGCGACGACACUUGGAGAGCGCAAGCGUUUCGGCCGCAUGCUGCGUGUGUGUGCGCGUGAAUGUGUGUUAAGUAUAGAAAGCUGACUGGUCUUCUGUGAUGAUAAUCAUGGAGUCGCAAACAAAGCCAUGACGUGAAGUUAUGAGAGCAAGCACAGCUUUUUUGUUUUGAUAGAUCAUCCUCAGUAGCAAGGCAUCUGCUACUGUUGUGUAUCGAGUGAGUUUUUCACAUGUCAAAGUUAAAAGCCUGCCAAAAGUCCCCUUGUGGGGAAAAUCAGGUUUUUAUUGUUGUUUAUAUGUCUAUGUAUUGUUUUUAAUAUGCUUUAAGCCAUGUGCUAAUUCAUUAUUCAAAACCAUUGCUAGUAUUAUCUUCUAAAAAUUGGAGACAGUGCCAUUGGUCUCCACGUCCCAAACAUGUAACCAAUCAUAUCAACACACUUAAACGAGUGGAUAAGUAGUUAAAGUUAUAGAUAUUAUGUAUGGAUGCUGCUUCUGUGAUGCUCACACCUGUUAGCAUCAGCGCUAAAAUAUUAGUUCUCAUUGCGUGAAACCAAAUUUAGCAGUUUUGCGUCUGAAAUUGCCGAAUGCAGCAUCUAUUUACAUAUAUAUCUAUGGUCUGAGGUGGUGCGAUUGAGUACUAAUUUGCAUAUUCAAAGAUCCACAUAUACAAAUUAAGGCAAGGGUUUAGACUUACAUUCAAGAUGUUUUAAAAAUACUGACAGGUAAAACUUUUAUACCUGUUAGCAUUAGCGCUGCAAAUGCUCAGUUCACGUAUGCAUUGUGUGAAACCGAACUUAGCGGUUACGUGACUGAAAUUGACGAAUGUAGCAUCUAUUUACAUAUAUAUCUAUGGUCUGAGGUGGUGCAAUUAAGUACUAAUUUGCAUAAUCAUAGAUCCACGUAUACAAAUUAAGGCAAGGGUGUAGAGUUACAUUCAAGCUGUUUUAAAACAUGAACAAAUUACUGACAGGUAAAACUUUUAUAUAAGAUAUUAUAAUAGAUGAGUUUUAACUGAUAAAAUUAUUGACGACAGGGUGAUCACCCAUUUCUUACCUUUAUCUCAAACUUUAAGCCAUGUGCUAAUUCAUCAUUCAAAACCAUUCCUAGUAUUAUCUUCUAAAAAUUGGAGACAGUCCUGUUGGUCUUCACGUCAUAAACAUGUAACCAAUCAUAUCAACACACUUAAACGAUGGAUAAGUAGUUAAAGUUAUAGAUAUAAUGUAUGGAUGCUGCUUCUGUCUGUGAUGCUCACACGUUAGCAUCAGCAAUAAAAUAUUAGUGCUGCAAAUGCGCAGUUCACGCAUGCAUUGCGUGAAACCGAAUUUAGCAGUUACGUGUCUGAAAUUGCCGAAUGUAGCAUCUAUUUACAUAUAUAUCUAUGGUCUGAGGUGUUGCGAUUAAGUACUAAUUUGCAUAUUCAUAGAUCCACGUAUACAAAUUAAGGCAAGGGUGUAGACUUACAUUCAAGCUGUUUUAAAACCUAAAGAAAAUACUAAGGUAGAAUUUUUAUAAAUGAUAUUAUAAUGCUCAAAGAUGAGUUUUAACCAUUUUAACUAAAUUAUUGACUACAGGGGGUGAUCACCCAUUUCUCACCUUUAUAUCAAACUCAAGUUAUGGGUUUUUAGCUUUUUAUGAGAACAUUAUGAGAGUCAUAGUAGACAGCAUAUUUAAUUUGUCAUCAAUAAAACUAAAAUAAAGGCCUUGGGGAAUAGGUGUUCAGUCUGUUCAAUGUGUCUGUACUAUAUUUAUGUUUUUUUAUAAUUUAACCACACUAAGGUACACAACAGUACAACCCAUUGAGCAAACUGUACAUCUGUUUAUAAAGGCCUUCAAUAAAUGCCACGUUCUUUACACAAGUGGCCAUUAUGUUUCAGUUUCUAACAUUCAUGCAUGACACAAAACUAACAUCUGUUCUUUUGCAAGCUACCUUCCACCCCAAGUUAUAUUAAAUAACAAUAAAAAUAAACUAGAUGUUCUGCCCGGCAUGGUCAGGCUGGUAUUCAUAAAUAACCCAUGUAGUGAAGAGUUGAUGCAAAACAGUAUUUAAAGUGUGACAAUCCUACAUUUUAUUUCCAAAUUUAUUUAAAUUGUUGUUUCACUUUUGUUAAGUUCUUGUUCCCACUAAGAGAGUGACGUUGUGGAGCAUAAACCAGUUCAGUAUGCAGUAGUAACUGAAUGAUUAAUGAUUAUGAAUGGAGCCCAAAAUGCUGCAAUAACCGUAGAGUGUUUCAGUCUUGAAAACCUCAUGAAAUAUGCAUCUGAUUUGAAUAUAUUUACAUAUUCGAGAAGACAGACACUCUUGGCUUUUAUUUUGCUCAAGAUUAAGUGCCAAACUCAGUUGCAGGAGCAGGAAAAUGGACAAAAACAAGAGUUUGUUUUAGACAUCAUAGUGUGCAAUCCUUAAAAUAUACACAGAAUAGUCUGCAUAUAUUUUUUAUAUAACUGAUUAAUCCUGGUUAUGCUGGUUUUAAGUUUAGGAGGUUCACCGAAGAACACAAAGCAAGUUGGCGUCCUGUUUACAGUCUUUUCAUUUCAGCAUUUUAUACGAUCAUCUCAUCUGUUGGGAUUUGAUGUGUGAAAUUAAAAUGAAUGAGUUUGGUCUUAAAAUGCAUUAAACGGUUUGCUGGAUUAUGAAUGUAUCGUUUCAGUGGCGUGUGAAAUAAAUCGCUUUUAAAAAGCUGA